UGUUCGGCGAUCUUUGGUCCGAAAAUAUUAUGGGCAAAAGACUGGAAAUUUCUUGUUACAACUUACAAACCAGGAAGAAUCAGUUUCUUUAAUAAUCAUAAGACACGUCAAUCGUCACCCUCUGUUACAACUUCUGGAAAAAGACAGAGAAUGAAGAAAUAUUGUAACCACUGUUAGUUUAUUUUUGAAAGGAAUCGCUCGCUAGAAAUAAUAUUUGUAAAAUGUGAAAAAGGAAGCAAAGUUACUAUAUUUUCACUAUGUCUUUCCACCCCUAUUUCUUCACUUUUAUUACUUCUAAGAUUCUUCGAGCAGUUCUCCAGCCUUCCAUGCCGCAAGAUGUUGAUCUUCCUUUAUCCAAUUAAAAGAAAAAAAAAACUGUAUACAGAAACUUAAAGAGGUUGUCUAACUUUUCCGACAAGAAACUGUUUUAGGGAAAACAAAAAACUCAAUGAUUCGUCGUUAAUGAUGGUGAUGGGGUCAUAGUCAUAGUUGUCGCCAGCUUUCACGAAUUUUCCUUUCACUGUUUUUCCCGUGUCUGCUCUUGCUUUGCGAGAUGCAUAUAUAUAAAUUGUUUCCCAAAACUAAAUUCAAACAAUGAAUCUUGAAUCAAAUUUUUUUUUUUUUUUAAAAGAACAGAAAAACGCUCACGUGCGCUUGAGUUUCACUGUGUAAAUCUCUCAGCUUAGCUUCUUUACUUGCUUGUAGAGAACCCAACUUUUAGAUUCGAUUCCCAUGGCGAAAAUCCAUUACAAAACUCGUAGCCAAACCACAAUCCUGGUAAUCUGCUGCACUGCUUUCAUGACCUGUGAUGUUGGAGAUGGUAAGCGACAUAGGCAGAUGGAUUUGUCUUGUUCGGUAAGUACCAAACUACCAGAAUCUUAUCUUCUCGCCAAGUGACACGUGUCAAAUCCAUCUCACAAGCUGCUUAAAAGUAAGACGAGACAUGAUAACAUCCACACGUAAGCUCUUUAAACUAAUCGUAUCUCCACCACCCAAUUACAAGCUAAGACACAUCUAAAAAACGAACGACAUGGGCCAUUAACGAGAAAGAGAACCCACCAUGCUAGCCUCAACCGGAGACGAUGAACCGGACCUGGUCGUGGGACAAGAUCUACCAACGGAAGCAGCCACUCCAAGGGUGCUGACUAUAAUCUCUCACGUGAUGGAGAAGCUAGUCGCACGGAAUGAGUGGUUAGCUAAGCAAACUAAGGGAUUCGGGAAGAGUUUGGAGGCGUUUCACGGCGUAAGAGCACCGAGCAUAAGUAUAGCCAAGUACCUUGAGAGGAUAUAUAAGUACACAAAAUGUAGCCCGUCAUGUUUCGUUGUCGGGUAUGCGUACAUAGACCGGUUGGCUCAUAAGCAUCCUGGUUCUCUGGUAGUUUCCUUGAAUGUUCAUAGACUCCUUGUCACUUGUGUCAUGAUUGCUUCCAAGAUGCUUGACGACGUCCACUACAACAACGAGUUCUAUGCACGGGUUGGAGGUGUGAGCAACGCUGACUUGAACAAAAUGGAGUUGGAGCUUCUGUUCCUCCUUGACUUCAGAGUUACAGUGAGUUUUAGAGCUUUCGAGAGCUAUUGCUUUCACCUUGAGAAAGAGAUGCUAUUAAACGGCGAUGCUUCUUCUCUCCAAGAUAAUGGACCAGUGCAAGAAACUCUAUCAGCUGCAUCCUCUUUGUCAUCUUUAUAUGUUUAGCGCACACACAUUUCUCUGUCUGAUUGACAGAAAAGUUUAUAAAAGAUAUUUAAAUUUAA
This is a messenger RNA of Brassica napus (rape), 1752 nucleotides long. Its product is annotated as cyclin-U1-1. The record is from RefSeq and is a predicted model, not a curated record. Gene Ontology annotation, biological process: regulation of cyclin-dependent protein serine/threonine kinase activity. Gene Ontology annotation, molecular function: protein kinase binding. Lineage: Eukaryota; Viridiplantae; Streptophyta; Magnoliopsida; Brassicales; Brassicaceae. The coding region runs from base 1061 to 1693 and encodes 210 amino acids. The transcript is spliced from 2 exons.